This is a messenger RNA of Penaeus chinensis, 3811 nucleotides long. RefSeq names its product sushi, von Willebrand factor type A, EGF and pentraxin domain-containing protein 1-like. NCBI's taxonomy places the organism in Eukaryota, Metazoa, Arthropoda, Malacostraca, Decapoda, Penaeidae. The transcript is spliced from 25 exons. Bases 1 to 3792 code for a protein of 1263 amino acids. The record is from RefSeq and is a predicted model, not a curated record.
AUGGGGCGGGAAGAGGGUCGAGCGUGCCUAAGGAGGUGCAGCACAGACGCAGACUGUCUUAGCAAGAGGAAAAUAUGUCUGUGUGAUGGGAUAUGUGGCCUCUCAUGCAUCAAACCAGACAAGGAGUGCGGAGACCUCGAGAACCCAAUUUUCGGCUUCGUGGAAUACAACGGAAAGAUCGUCGGUUCCCAGGCGAGGGCUACCAUCUCAUUGGCGAACCCGAGCGAAUGUGCCAAGGAGAUGGCACUUGGGCCUAUACCCCCCCGGAGUGCCACGAAAACUGGCUACUCCACCUCUGGAUUUGACGUGGCCAAGUGCUUCCUCUACAAUAACACAAUGCAGUGGUUCGGGCCCGAGAUCGAGUGCGAGCCCAAGACCUGCGGCGACCCUGGAGCGAUUCUGAACGGCUACAAGAACAGCAGUUGCUAUGCCUACUCCUGUCGAAUCACCUACCAAUGUCGACCGGGUUUCGAACUGGAGGGACACAGUCACUUCUACUGUCAACACGAUGGGUCCUGGAGUCCGAGAGAUCUGCCCGCUUGUAAACCCAUCCAGUGUCCUGUCCCUGAUAAUCCGAGCAACGGCAAAGCAAUCUACAACACGACCGUCUACAACGCCCUCCUCAUCUACGAGUGUAACUACGGCUACAUGAUCGUAGGGCCUUCCAAGAGACGCUGUGGCCCCGACAAGUACUGGAGUGGGCGAACACCUGAGUGCAGAGAGAUCAACUGCGGCUCGCCCGGAAGCCUCCCCAACGGCUACAUCAAGGGUUUCCGGAGCAACCUCGGGGCCACGAUCGAGUUCCACUGCAACGAGAACAUGAAAUACGUCGGAUACAUCGACAGGAGGGCCAAGUGCCUGCAGAACGGGUCGUGGUCGCAGCCGGUGCCCAAGUGCCUCGCGCCCUGCAUCGUGCCCACCAUCGAGGACGGGCGUUUGCUAAGCGACGCCCGCGCCGGAUCCCUCGUAUCCGACGGGACGGUCAUCCAGGUCGUGUGUGACGAGGACUUCGAGCCGACGUUCAAGGAAGUGCCGUCGGUCUGCACGAAUGGCACUUGGACACACUACCCGCAGUGCCGUCCUGCCGGCUGCAAACGCCUACCGGAGCGCCCACGUCACGGAAUGGUGAUCGCCCCGCAGAGCGCCCACGGCAAGAGGGCGAGGUACAGAUGCAAGGACGGCUACCAGCUCAUGGGCCCUGCAACGACCGAGUGUCAAUUUGGCAACUGGACGGGGUCGGUUCCCCAUUGCAAGAUCGUGUACUGUCCGUUCCCGGGAUAUAUUACUAACGGACAAGUUAUGUUAGUAGGCAAUAUGGGCAUGUAUAUAUACCGACCUUAUGUUAAGAAGGUCCGGAAUAAUCGACUCAUCCGUUAUGAGUGUUUGAGAGGCUACUAUCUAUCCGAGGGUCCGCCUGGAGCCACGUGCAUUGCGGGCAAGUGGAGUCCGAAGCAGCUGCCCAAAUGUUCCCCGAAGCUGCAUCCGCGACUGAACUGGAUCAAGAGAUCGGUGAGGCAAGCUGAUUACUACGAGGCAUUCAACCAAACUCAAGCCAACGCGAGUUUUCCCGAAGAAGCUCAAGCCAAGGCGAGAUUUCAAGACCGAUUCGGCGCUGAGUAUCCGCCUCGCUAUAACGCUGAUGCUGUAGGAGGUCGACACGGGUCUGAAUGGUCGCUGUCUGGAGGUGGUGGGGCGUCCGGAGCUGAGUCGAAGAAGAAGGGGAAGAAAGCGCCCUCCUGCCAGAACCUCGACCUCGAGCCCUUCCUCCAAGUCGAAGUGGUGAGGGCGGGCCGAGCCAACACUUCCUACGCGUCAGGAACUCGGGUCAAGGUCAGCUGCCACCAAGGCUACGGACUCAACAUCGGCAACAGGACGGCCAAGUGCUCGAGGGGCAAGUGGAAGCCGAUGAAGCCAGAGUGUGUGACGUUGCCGUGUUCAGUUCCCACCACGCCUCAUGGUCGCUACAUGUUCAACGGAGCGGCAGUGCCACAGAGAGCUACCAUUGGCCAUGCUGAGGUGGUCAAGUUUACGUGCGAGUCUGGAUAUCAUGUCCUCGGGUCUAACACUGUAAGAUGCUGGUAUGGUGACUGGACCGUGACUGGGAAACCUCCAGAGUGCCAGCCAGACCCGUGCCAGCUCCCGAAGCUCGCCCACGGAGCCUACACGGCGGGCUUCCUCGUGGGCUCCCACAUCACCCACGGCUCCUCUGUCCCCUACGCGUGCAAUGACGGAUGGCUUGUCAACGUUGCAAAGAUCACGUGUCAGUUGGGUCAGCUGGUUCCCGUGACGCCCUCUUGUGUCACUCCCGCGCAGGCGACGGACACCGGGAGCAGCCUGCCGAAGGCGCUGAAGAGGGUGGAUAGCGUGAUGUCCUACAGCGAAGGUGACCUGACCCUCGGAGGCGACAUCACCGGCAUUGACUUCCUGACCAACCACCAGACGUCAUGCAGUCCGCCGGCCCGAGUUCAUGGCACGGCGAUCUUCAAGAAUGGGCAGCCCGUGCAGAAGGACGAGAGGAGAUUCCCCUCCGGCACCGAGAUCACCUUCAACUGCAUUUCCAACACCAUCGGCGAGCAGACCAGCUGGACGAUCCGCUGCGAGGACGGGUCGUGGCUGGGUCAAAGGUCACCCUCCACGUGCCGGGCGGAGGAGGAGCUCGAGUCUCCGGACGUCGGGAACACCUCCUGCUUGUGGCGGAAGUCGGAUCCUCAGCUGGUCACCUUCUACGACGAUCGCGAGGUCGAGGGCGAGGUCGAGGGCGAGGUGGUGGAGUUCCAGCCCGGCGCCGAGUUGGUGUCUCGCUGCGUGGAUAUCGGAAAAUACAAACUGAUCGGGUCCGUGCGGAGGGUGUGCGUCAACGGGCAGUGGACGGGAGAAAAACCUAGUUGCUUUAGCCUCAAUAGAGAACAUGAGUAUGCACUCGACCGGCCCCCGACCAUCCUAUUCCGCCACAAGGACGGCCCCAUCGCCCAGACCAACGACGGCAAGCUCCUGGCGUAUCCUGGAACGCAGCUGUACCUCGAGUGCCUUUGGAUGAGGAAAUACGGGACGCCGAGGUGGAACGUCUCUCAUGCGCACGGGAAGUACUGGACUGGCUGGACGACGGACGCGAUGCGGGACCCUCAGCUGGAGUACCGCCUGGCUCUCUACACGACUAAUGUUGGGGACACAGGCGACUACACGUGCAUUACGCCUACGGGACAUUCGCAUACUGUUGCUAUUGAUAUUAGAGAAGUGGACUGCCCUCCCCUGCCCCCUCUCUCCGCAACGAAGGACCCCCACACCCCUACCUACGAGCCUAAGGGAGCCACGAAACUCAACUCGGUCGUCACCUUCAGCUGUCAGUCGGGCUACACACUCCAGGGCCCGGGGCGGAUCAAGUGCCUGCCUUCGGGAAAGUGGUCGGAUGCCGCACCCGCUUGCAAGAAGAUCGAGUGCCCGCCGCUGGAACCCCCCCUCCACGGCGAGCUGACCGGCCCUCGACCCCACACAGCUGGCGACGUGUUAGAGGUCAAGUGUCAUUCAGGCUAUAUGAUGGAAGGUCAGCCAAUCCUCGUGUGUCAGGAGGAUGGCCAAUGGUCCAGCCAGGUUCCCAAAUGUUCCCAGGCCUGCACGUACCCGGGCAUCAUCAUCUCCGGCACCAUGAGCAAAGUGAAGUUCUAUUACCCGAUCCACGACAGCGUGACCUACACCUGCAGCGACGACUUUGUUCUCCACGGGCAGAGGACCAUCACUUGCCUCGAGGGGGGAAGGUGGUCGGAUAGGGUCCCGUCUUGCCUUCCGAAGCCGUGAGGGAUGAGGAGGAAGGGGA